CCAGAACGAUUAUUUUUUUUUUGUUUUUUGUUUUAGAUUUCCAGAAAAUAUGGAAGAAAGUGUGUUUCUGUUCCGCCGCUGACUUUAGGGCACAAUCUUUGUCUUGUCGACGACUGUCAAAGUCGGAGUUGGAACUGUAACGAUGAACAUAUCAACGAGACUCGCCGAGAAACUCCCCGGAAUCUUCCCGGCGCCUCCGUCUCCUCUCCUGCGAACAGGGUUGCCCGAGUUAGGGUUUAUUUCAUUUGUUAACCAGAAGAGGAGAUUUGGAUGGGGAUUACAGAGGAAAAUGGUGUGGAAUUCCGAGAGAGCAGACAUGUGUGUGGCAAGCAAGACAGGCAUAGUUCAUCCAGCCACUGGAACUUACGCUCAAGAAGCCAUCGAAGCUAUCAAAUCCGAUAAAGUUGUAGCUGUUCCCACUGAUACCCUCUAUGGGUUCGCCUGUGAUGCUUGUUCUUUGGAAGCAGUUAACCGGAUAUAUGCGAUCAAAGGGCGGAGACUUACGAGUCCGCUUGCCAUUUGCGUUGGUGAUGUAUCGGACAUUAAGCGGUUUGCCAUUACAGAACACUUACCUCCUGGUUUGCUCGACUCUCUCCUUCCCGGCCCUGUCACCGUUGUUCUACGGCGAGGUGAAUCGAGCGUUCUUGAGAAGUCCUUAAACCCUGGGAUUGAUACCGUCGGGGUACGGGUACCCGAUUGUGAAUUCAUAAGGGCAAUCGCUCGGGGGUCGGGGAGCGCAAUCGCCCUGACCAGCGCCAAUCUCAGCGGCCACAGAAGCAGUGUUUGUGUGAAAGAUUUCGAGAACCUUUGGCAUCACUGUGCUUAUGUCUAUGACGGCGGCGUUCUUCCCUCUGGCCGUGAAGGAUCCACCAUUAUCGAUCUGACAAAUAUCGGAACGUACAAGAUCAUCAGACCGGGAAGCGCGGAAGAAGAGACGGUGGAGAUUCUCGAGAAGCAUUUUCUCGGGGAGGAUGCGGGCGGCGGUUAGGGCAGAACGCCCGCCGCCGGGAUGUACGGAUCUUCCACUUUUUUUGUUUUUGGGUGUUCUCUUCAAGAAACAUAUGGCAAAGGAGGAGGAGGAGAUGUGGAGUUAUGGUCCGAAAGAUUUGGAAUACUUGAAACAUAAAGACAGGUUUAGAUUAUCUUCGGAGGGAUUAUUAGAAGAAGCUCAAAGUUGUAAAAACAAUGAUAAAAAAAAUAGAAAAUAGAAAAAAUUUUGUAUUAUAAAAUGCGAAAUGUGAUUUAGUUCUGUUUAAGAUAUUCUAUCAAGCUUUUAUAUUUA
Messenger RNA from Tarenaya hassleriana, 1282 nucleotides. RefSeq names its product yrdC domain-containing protein, mitochondrial. The coding region runs from base 143 to 988 and encodes 281 amino acids. The record is from RefSeq and is a predicted model, not a curated record. Gene Ontology annotation, molecular function: double-stranded RNA binding; nucleotidyltransferase activity; tRNA binding. NCBI's taxonomy places the organism in Eukaryota, Viridiplantae, Streptophyta, Magnoliopsida, Brassicales, Cleomaceae. The transcript is spliced from 5 exons. Gene Ontology annotation, cellular component: cytoplasm. Gene Ontology annotation, biological process: regulation of translational fidelity.